AAACUCAAGCUGAACAUGCGCAUUAAUCUACGGUCAUUGUUUUAUUUCAGAUCCAAUCAUUUGUUUUCUCUCUUAUGGUAUCAGUCUUUGUUUUUGAUAGUUUCGGUUUUAUUCGUCCAGGUUGAGAUUUCUGCAUCCACAGCACAAUGGCAUCUGGUAUGGUAUUUUGAUAAUCCACCACCAUCAUCUGGAACUGGAACUACUCUCUCCUGUAAGAAACUGUCCACAGGUCCAGCUGUAGUCUUUCUGAACUUUUCCUGCUAUGUCUUUCAGGCUAAAGUAGAGAAAGCUGAUGAUGUGAAAGCCAGGCUGAUAUUGGAAAAACUGGAUCAAGAUGAAGCCAAGUCACAGGCCCAGCAAGAGAUGUUUGCUUGUGUCAAAAAGCAAGAGGAGAGUCAGAAGGAAUACACUAAAAGCAUGAAUGCACUGCAGGAGGAAAUCCUGAAGCUUGGUAAACGCAAACAGGAUUUGCUGGACCAACUGAAGAGAUAUCAAGAUGAAUUGGAGGCGAAGAGGGCCGAGUCCACCAAACUGAAGCAGAAAUUCAAGAUCUACGUCCAGAUUCCAGACACAGAGGUGAAGUUCAUAGCUGAGAAUAAAGGGGAGACGGGGGAUGACUGUCAGCCAAUCAGAGGACUUUUUGCCAUCCAUCAGAGACCCACUGUGCUUCUGCAAGGAGGACAGGCACUUAUCACGUUUGAAGAGGAGAAAGUGGCCUCUCAGAUCCUGAAGAUUGCCAAGUGCUCUGUGCCCUGUGACAACAUCAGUGUGGAUGUGAAACCAAAAAGAAUAAAACUGGAUCCUGCUGUUAAGUUUGAGGUCCACCUUGACGUUUCCAGAAAGGCGCUCAAGGUUUCCAGCAUCCCCUCUUCCAUGCCAGAGGAGAGAAUGAAGGACCGACUGGAGAUUAGUUUCUGCAGGCCCAGCAGAGGAGGAGGAGAAGUGGAGAUGGUGGAGUACGAUCAGAACACUGGGACAGGACAGAUCACCUUUCUCCACCCUGGAGGUACAAUUCUGGGCUACAUUUACCAAGACAACGGGGUAGUGUAAAUGUGCCCUGCAAUUCUUAGUGAAUUUGCAGAAACAUUCUGUGUGUAUUUAGCUCUGGAUUUACCACGACAGAACCUCACUAGACUGAGCCGGGACUGCAACUCACACAUUCUUUAAGGGAGGGGAUUCAGCAGUGGGAUUUGUCUGUUUGAAGUUCAUUAGGUAUUUGAUAAUUUCAAAACAUUUACUUCUUCUGCAGUUACUAUAUAUAUUAUAUUUAAUCAUCUUAACAUAAUUUUCAUUAAUAAUGCUUGUUGGAGUAGGCCAGCAAUUUUAUAGAUUUGUGGAAAAAACCUAAAUAUUGGUCGUCCACCACCUCAGAGAGAGAGAGAGAGACAGACUCU
This is a messenger RNA of Morone saxatilis (striped sea-bass), 1394 nucleotides long. It is a transcript of the gene nmi, whose product is annotated as N-myc (and STAT) interactor. The record is from RefSeq and is a predicted model, not a curated record. Gene Ontology annotation, cellular component: cytoplasm. The coding region runs from base 16 to 1050 and encodes 344 amino acids. NCBI's taxonomy places the organism in Eukaryota, Metazoa, Chordata, Actinopteri, Moronidae. The transcript has 5 exons.